AUGGGUCGAGCUUCGGCUCCACUCAACCGGUGUGUCCUCCUGCUCCGGGGUGAGCUGGGGCGCUCUCAAGCGCUCUCCGAACGGCAAUACCGUCCCGGGCUCUUCGGAGGCCGGACAGAUGCUCUCGUUCGGAGUCUGUGUGAUGCGCCUCGCUGGUAUCAAGAUGAUACCGAACCAGUACAGGGGUACACAAGUGGCGUCAUCGCUAUGGCGCCACAAGGAUUUUUCUCCCCCCCUCCCGCUCUCCAAGCGCGGAAAGUAAAGGAGGGCCGAGUAAAGUACUCGGCCCUCCGCUCUGCUCCUCCUGAGUCCCAGAAGGCUUAG
Molecule: messenger RNA, 324 nt
Organism: Puccinia graminis f. sp. tritici CRL 75-36-700-3
Lineage: Eukaryota; Fungi; Basidiomycota; Pucciniomycetes; Pucciniales; Pucciniaceae
Exons: 2
Coding region: 1-324 (107 amino acids)
Source: RefSeq, a predicted model, not a curated record